AUGGAGGAGUUGAAGAAAGUGAUACCUGAACCCAUCGAAUUGGAUGAGAUAAAACCACCUAAGAAAUCUUGGAUAGUCAACAUCUUAAAGAGAGUUCAGAAAUAUAGCUCAUAUACGUUUUUAGGGUUCUAUUCCAUUCAUUCAAUGUCUGUGGUAAUAUCACCAAGUUUCCUCCCCAUGUCAUUAAAUGGAGAGAUCUUUGAAAUCUCCAGAGCGAUUUAUUCUUCCAUAGAACCCAUUAUAUUUGGAUCAGUAGCUGCACAUAUCUUGAGUGGGAUGGCGUUGAGGUUCUUAAAACCUAGAAAAAGAACAAAGAAGGUUUAUGAGAAUUCUGAGGAAACUGGUUUGGGUGGUAUAACCAGCUUAGUAGGACUUGGAGUUAGAAAAUCAUGGAUAUCCAAAAUCACAAACAAUUAUUUAACACCCCUCAGCUUUAGUGGGUACAGUUUGAUCCCGUUACUUGCAAUCCAUUUCUUCAAAUUCAAAGUUGCCCCCACAGAAAUCGAUGGUGAUAGCACCCUUGUCAGUUUAUCAUACAUUUCCACCGUACUUAACCAUUCUUUGGUAAAGUUCGGUCCAUAUUUGAAUUUUGUCUUGUUACUGGCCCUUGUGUAUAAUUCGUCGUACCAUAUAAUGUCAGGAAUGCUCAAAUUCAAUGGAUACUAUUCAAAGAAGUCUAAGAAAAUAGGGUAUGGGAUAAUAUCAGGAUUUACCUUAAUGGGGAUUAUUAGUUUGAUACGAUUCAAGUACUGGAAAUUUGAUGAUGCUUACUUAUUAGGCAAGUAUUUGAAAUACAUUGAAUGGUCAAGAUUAUAG
Messenger RNA from Yamadazyma jaroonii, 816 nucleotides. The record is from the annotation of a GenBank genome assembly. Lineage: Eukaryota; Fungi; Ascomycota; Pichiomycetes; Serinales; Debaryomycetaceae.